Messenger RNA from Triplophysa dalaica, 7237 nucleotides. RefSeq names its product RAD54 like 2 (gene rad54l2). The coding region runs from base 1530 to 5828 and encodes 1432 amino acids. The transcript is spliced from 22 exons. The record is from RefSeq and is a predicted model, not a curated record. Gene Ontology annotation, cellular component: nucleus. Gene Ontology annotation, molecular function: ATP hydrolysis activity; ATP-dependent chromatin remodeler activity; ATP binding. Lineage: Eukaryota; Metazoa; Chordata; Actinopteri; Cypriniformes; Nemacheilidae.
AUAGAGAGCACCGCGCGCUCGUGCUAGCGUGCUAACAGCUAGCGCACGGUUCGCGUCUGAAAUAAUUUUUAGUGCUGUCAGUAAGCAUAACGCUUAUAAUACGUUAAAAUACGUCCACAUAUAAUAUAUAUAUUUGAGGUGGUGAUGAUGAUGAUGUGUGUGUAAAUUGAUUUUUGAGGCUGGUUGUACGUCUGUUAGCAGCGCUUCUGGUCGGUCACUCAGUACAGUUAUGUAAAUGUUCCUCAUUCACGUCAGUUCUAAAGAACUCAAACGUGUACGUGACAUUUACACACGCAUGUUAUUACAUAUAUAUAGUAUAGUCAACUUGGACGUAAAGGUGAUGAUUUCUUUGUGUUUAUAUGGCGACAUUAAAGAUUUUUUUGACUUUGAACAGGUGCUGAAUAUAAGUUACCUAUAUUAUUUUGACACCCUGCCACACUCAUGGCGGGGAGCUUGUUUUAUGCGUUAUAUGUGAUAUUUUGGUGCUUUUUCUAUACGAUGGGUUCACUAAGUGGUUCACAAGGUGGUUGUUAUGCAAUGCGCACCGUUGAAAUCAAUGGGUUUUAAUGGCGAGUGGCUUUGGGUCCCGAGUGAAAUGUAAGUGCAUCUGCUGUUUCAUAAUGUUUACUGUUCAAUCUUCUUUAGUGAAUUCAACACUUGUUUUAUUGAAAGUAGCAGUUAUGGCACGGCUACUUAUAUAGCACGUAUAUGGCACGUAAAGUACAUGUCAUCAUGGUAACGAUGAAUGAAACGCGUAUUGCAUAUAAUUGUUAUGUCAAAUGUUAUGUAAGCACAAACUGUUUAUAAUAAGGAUUGGAUGGGUCACACACACGUACAUCUUUCACAAAAAGUCAUUUGGGAAGUUGAAUGCUGAAGAAUUGGUCAUCAAUUAUUAACUUACAAAGUGUGUGUGUAUAGAUAGAAAAAAAGAGACUUUUUGUUAUGUUUAGACUGUUGGUUGUCAUACAAUGCAAGCGUACAGUCAACUCUCAAGGUCCAAGAGUUCUUCCCGUGAAAUAGUUUCUCUUAAAAUAGAGUUCCUUUACACUACAUGCUUGCAUUGUAAGAUACACUUAUUUUAUGUUCAACAACAAAAAAAGAAAUGACACACACAAUAGAAAAAGUCUAUUUCUAAAGGUACUACACAAGUUAUGCUGUUACUUUGGGAAUCGGAUACAUGGAUAGAUUGAUAAAGAUUGUUGUGUGAAGGUUGGUGCCAAUGUGUGUGUGCGUGCAUGAGUUGUUUUGGAACGGGUUGUGCUGUAUUGUGUGAAUGUGUCAGUGUGUCAGGGCAGUAUGGCCUACAUUCUCAGGCUGGGAAAUGUAGCCUUCUUAUAUAACUCUGUUAUGUAAGUAGGCCUAACUCUCUUCGUUCUGUUUUUUUGCUCUUUCUUUUUGCUCCUUCUUUUCCUCUCCCAGCGAUGUUUUUUGAUUGAAGGUCUUUGGUAGCUCUUUGUUCUCCUCUUGCUGUAUUUCAGUGGUCUUGAUGGUUAUGUGUAAGUAAUGCGCUUGGAGACCCAGGGGACGCCAUGUCAGAAGAGGCGAUCUCAGGAAGCGACCUGGAGCCCAGCCUUAACAGCGAGGAGGAGAUGGAGGAGGAAGAGGACGGAGAUAACGACGGCGAUGAUGAAGAAGAUGCAGGCGCAGACCAGCUCGAGGGCAUGGAGACGGGAGAUCAAAGAGAUCCGACCAGCCCUGCACCUACCUCACCAUCUAGAGAAUCCACCCCCGACCCCUCGUCCCGUCCUCCCUCUCGGACGCCCUCCUCCACGUCACAAGCGUCAUCGCAACCGGGUUCUCAACCCCCCUCCAGCCCAGACAGCUGCAGCAACACAUCUGCCAAUGGCAAGACAAAGAAGAAAAAGUCCAAAACCUCAAAGCCCUCUCACUUGAGGAGGAACAUCCGAAAGCUCCUUAAGGAGCACCAGCUUGAGGCGGGAACCAAAGCCGCCCAGCAGGAGGAGUUAGAGAGACUCCGCCGUUUGGAACAGCAGCGCAAGGACUUCCCUCUUCAUGCAGAUAUACUUUCUGGAGUCCCAGGGCUCAAAGAGGAAGUGAUAUGUCUGGACAGCAGUGGAGAUGAGGGUGAAGCUAAAGAACCCCCGGUCCUUCAGUUACCCACACGGAGAGAUGAUGUGAUUGAGCUGAGCUCCGGGGAUGAAGAUGCCCUACGGAUAAGCAGCGAGGAAGACAACGAUGAAAACCGUUCGGUCACCCCCGGCACGGAGGAAAGUAGCGGAUCUCAUGUUAACGAUGCCCUCAACCUACCUGACAGCCAGGGAAAGGUGCUAGUCAAUAUCAAUCACCCCGGAGACGAUGAAGACCUGUUCCUCGCCCCACAACUCGCCCGUGCCGUCAAACCUCACCAGAUCGGCGGUAUUCGUUUCUUGUAUGAUAAUCUGGUGGAGUCUCUCGAGCGCUAUAAGAACAGCAGUGGGUUCGGUUGUAUUCUGGCUCACAGCAUGGGUCUUGGCAAAACCCUUCAGGUCAUCUCCUUCAUUGACAUCCUGCUGCGGCACACUGGAGCCAAAACAGUCCUCGCUAUUGUACCUGUGAAUACACUACAAAACUGGUUAGCAGAGUUUAAUCUCUGGCUGCCUGCUGCUGAGUCCCUUCCCCCCGACACGGAUCCAGCCCAGGUGUCUUCUCGAACCUUUAAGGUUCAUAUCCUCAAUGAUGAGCACAAAAACACGGUAGCCCGGGCUAAAGUGGUGGAGGAGUGGACCCGUAACGGAGGCGUGCUGCUGAUGGGAUAUGAAAUGUACCGCCUGCUAUCUCUUAAAAAGAGCUUUGUGACCGGACGCAAAAGGAAGUCCAAGAAACCUGCUGGACCCGUUAUUAUCGACCUGGACGAGGAGGACAGACAGCAAGAGCUCAUGAAAGGAAUCGAAAGAGCGCUUUCUCGGCCCGGCCCGGAUGUUGUUAUAUGCGACGAGGGUCACCGCAUUAAGAACUGCCACGCCAGCACUUCCCAGGCCUUGAAAAACAUCCGGUCACGGCGGCGUGUGGUGUUGACCGGAUAUCCGCUGCAAAACAACCUGAUCGAGUACUGGUGCAUGGUGGAUUUCGUCCGGCCCGAUUUCCUCGGUACUCGGCAGGAGUUUAGUAACAUGUUCGAGAGGCCCAUUCUGAAUGGCCAGUGUAUAGAUAGCACACCCCAAGACGUUCGGCUUAUGAGAUACAGGAGUCAUGUAUUGCACAGUCUGCUGGAGGGCUUCGUACAGAGACGAGGUCACGAUGUCCUACAAAUGCACCUGCCUAUGAAAGAAGAGCAUGUGAUCCUGGUACGACUGUCUCCGUUACAAAGAGCACUCUACACUGAGUUUAUGAACCGCUUUAGAGAGGCGGGAAACAGCGGCUGGCUCGGACUCAACCCGCUCAAAGCUUUCUGUGUCUGCUGCAAGAUCUGGAAUCAUCCAGAUGUUCUGUACGAAGCACUGCAGAAAGAGAAUCUGACCAAUGAGCAGGAUUUGGAUCUGGAUGAUCUUAAUUCCACCGGUGGGACCCGGUGUCCCGCUCCUGGAAUAAAGGGAAAGGCAUCUGACCCUGCCAACAGCAAAGUGUCUAUGGCUGCUAUGGGCCUGAAUCCUUUACAGGAGAGGGCAAAUCAAGUUAUUACCUAUGAAUGGGCCAAAGAAAUUAUGAGCAACUACCAGACGGGUGUGCUGGAGAACUCGGCCAAGAUGGUUCUACUGUUCCACCUCAUUGAUGAAAGUGUAGGCCGAAGAGAUAAAAUCUUAGUUUUCAGUCAGAGCUUAUCCACGCUCACGGUUAUGGAAGAUUUCCUCACUCGGAGGCCCAUGCCAAUCCAAACAGAAAGCGGUACACACAACUGGGUCCGAAACAUCAAUUACUACAGGCUGGAUGGAAGCACAUCGGCUUCGGAGAGAGAGAGACUCAUCAACCAGUUUAAUGACCCGGCAAAUAACCAAGCUUGGGUCUUUCUGCUGUCCACCAGGGCCGGCUGUCUGGGGGUGAAUCUGAUCGGAGCCAAUCGUGUGGUGGUUUUCGACGCCUCGUGGAACCCCUGUCACGAUGCGCAGGCCGUGUGCCGCGUGUACCGCUACGGUCAACGCAAACCCUGUCACAUCUACAGGCUGGUCUGUGACUUCACACUGGAGAAGAAGAUUUACGACCGUCAGGUGUCCAAACAGGGCAUGUCGGAUCGAGUCGUGGAUGACCUGAACCCUGUUCUUACCUUUACACGGAAAGAGGUGGAGUCUCUGCUGCACUUUGCGGAGGAGGAGCCCAAUCCCAACCAAACCCAGAUGGCCCCGAAUGGGGACAUGGAAAUCGUCAUUGAACAAGCGUGUCUGCGUUACCCACACCUCAUAUCCAAGCAUCCGUUCCAUCACGAGUCUCUGCUGAUGGAUCGCAAAGAGCUGAAACUGACCAAAGCGGAAAAAAGAGCAGCCAAGAAGAGCUACGAAGAUGAGAAACGGGCAUCUGUGCCGUAUCAACGACCAUCUUACGCACAUUAUUACCCAGCCAGUGACCAGAGCCUCACCAAUAUCCCUGCCUUCAGCCAGAGGAACUGGCGCCCGCCCCCUCAUUUAGAAGAGAAGCCUGUCGCAAGCGUGAGGCCGGUUCAGUCCACACCCAUUCCCAUGAUGCCUCGGCAGGUGCCCAUGGGCGUUCCUGGUUCAAGCGCGGGAUUCCCUGUAAACUACUUACAAAAGGCCGGGGUAUAUGUGCAACGAGUCGUCACCACCACUGAUAUAGUCAUCCCAGGGUCGAACAGCAGCACAGACGUUCAAGCCCGAAUCGGUGCAGGAGAAAGUAUUCAUGUUAUCAAAGGAUCCAAAGGCACGUACAUCCGGACCAACGAUGGAAGGAUAUUUGCUAUACGCUCUGGAAAGCCAAGAGCGUCCGAUGAGGCAGCUGCAGCUUUAGGAGAGGACUCAGGCUCUCCCAUGCAUCCUGUCAGCAACGGCCGCACGUCCCCUCAGGAGCAAAAGCGUUUAUCCCCCGAAGCCCCGGCUCGCCCAUCCUCUCCAGACAGCCCUCAAUUGCUCAGAGAAAUCCACGGCAAAGAAACCGCUUCCGCUGGAGACAACUUCACAUCUUUGACAAUACCCGAAGCCCCCGGCAUGGACACACCUGCACAGCACAGCCGCGUCCCCGACCCGCAUCGGCAGCUCAACAGCGACAUCAUCACAUCCUCCCUAGACGUUCAAAGCUUAAAGCGGAAGCUUUCUGAAAGUCGGACAUCUAAACAGCCUAUCAGCAAACGGACCUCGACACCUGCCGGUGCAGCUGGAAGUUACCCUGGAUUUCCUCUUGGCAGCGGCUUUGGGUUUCCACCCAUGGGGCUUAACCCCUCCCUACUGGGUGCCCUGGGUCACCUAACUCCGCCCACGCUCGGAAGCAGGUCGCAUCUCCUGCAGCAAGCCGGGCAGACCCUGGGUGACUUACACGCCAUGUUCCCCACAGACACUCUCGGACUUGGCGUGACCAACAGCUCGCUUUCUUCGACUUGCUCUACCAACACCACCUCCACAACCCAUGCUGAUAUGUUGGCCUCCUCUUCGUCAUCAGUGCCGUCGUCAUCGUCCUCUUCCUCCUCUCUCCCUCCAUUUCUGAUGAAUCCCAGCAUGGCAAGCAUGCUCUCUGGUUUUCAAGUACCGUUUACCCAGCCUAUGUUUUCGGGUCCCUUACACCCGAGGGGCUUAACGUCUAUGUCCACUCCUGCUUCGACUGCCUCGACCUUCCUCUCGUCCUCCGGCCUGCUGGGGCCGGUUUUCAGCCACCCCAACAUGCACUCCUCCCACGCUGAAAAUGGAGGAAGCAGCUCGGAUGAUGAUGUCAUAGAGGUAAUGGGUCAGUGAGGUACGAUUGCGAAACGGAGAAUCCCAUUGGACGACGGUGAAAUCCUAUAAAUCCAAAUGCUGUAUAUGCUUGGAGUUAGGAAAGUUGAUAUAUAUUUUUCUUUACAGUAAGGGACCAGAUCGCAGGGCUCCUGCAAAGAGCCCUGAUCAUCGAUUCUCUCUCCUGGAUAUACGGACCACCCCCCCCCACAGAGAGAAAUUACCGAUACUAAUGUGAUUGUCUUUUCAGACUGUUUGCAUACAUAAGAGACGACUCUAGAGAUACUUAGCCGUUUGCUAGACCCUGUAGCAUCCCCAAGGAUGAUAAAAGACGACAUCUGUGACCUUUUUUUAUUUGUAAUUGUAAGUACUACUACUGCUUUUUGUAAACGGUGGUCCUACAUGAAUAUUCUUAAUUGUCUUGCUCAUUGAAUUCGCAGACCGGGCGACGGGAGGAUUCGUAACAUUUGCGAAAUGUCAGAAGCCAUGCCCAGAGUCCGACACCACCAAGACCUUUUCUUUAUCCUUUUGAAAAAACAAACACACAAAAAAACCUUAAAACUCGAAUGUAUUCUCAUGUUAGCCUUUAAAAUCGGGUGGAGGGGUGUACGUUUAGUGCGUUUAGUUCGAUAUUAGCCUUAAAGCAGACAAAAUGGAUCUGUGUUCUCAUUCAAUCGCGUAGCAACAAAAAUCAUCCGUUCCACAUCGAGAUAAUUUUAUGAAUGUGUAGACUGUUAUGCGACCCUAUUUGCUGUUGUUGUUUUUUUGUUAGUUUUGCGCAGUCAUGUUGUUAGUUGGCAGUUUCUUGUGUUGGGGCCACAAAUCAUGACCAAAGUUGUUCGUUCGGCAGUUUCAAAGACUAUAAACGUGUUAGACUUUUGUGUUAAUGUUGAGUCGUACAUGCGCUCUCUGGUUGACCUGUGACUGACGAAUCCCUCAGCCAAUAACACUGUUCAUUCUCUGUGCCUAUUAGAGCUCUUUAUUUUGACUCCUCCCACAAUUUGAGUUCUGAUCAAGUCUGCUAACGCUGUUAUAUAAAUUCUCUGGUGUGCAUUCAAUAUGUGAUUUAGAUUUUUCUCCCUAAUCUUUGUUUUGUAUUAUGACAUGUAUUCAUUUUUUUGACUAUGUACAAAUUUAUUAGAAAUAUUUAUUUAUGCUGAAGAGUUAUUUCGUUUUCGUUCUUUUUUUAUUUUUUAUACGUUUUUUUAAGAUAAAAGGUCCCUCUGUCAGAGAGGUGAGGGGGGGGUUUCCCUCAUACGCCAUCUGUUAGCAACUCGGCAGUUGGGACCCACAAUGCUGUCCCAUGAGAUGCGCACACGUCAUCUCAUGUCCCGGCAUGAGGAGGAGUAGAGUAAAAUGACAUUGUAUUUAUUAAAUAUUGUUUUAACAUAAAUAAACUUGACUCCUGUAUUGAGAAUACGGUUCCAUCA